GUCAAAGGUCACUCUAAAUAACAAGAUGGUUGCGUUAACUGGUAAAAAUGGGACCGUUUCGAUAAACGGUAAAAUAAACGGAAUUAAUGGGAAAUCAAACGGUUUCCAUAAGAAUGGAAUUUCACACAAGGAUGGUGGAGCUAAGGUGGACGACUGGAAGGCCAAUUACUGGGAGUCGUUUGAGGAGACUCCCCUUCUGGCGGCCAUCAGCACAUACAUUUGUUACGGGCUCUUAGUUCUCAUUGGUCACAUAAGGGACUUUCUAAACAAUAUUGGGUUCCUCAAAGUCAACGCCUGUCUAGAACCAAAGAUACCAGGUUUUGUUCCACUUUUCUCCACCUGGGAGAGUUUCUACACGAGGCAUGUGUUUCGUCGUGUGUCGGAUGUUCUUGGCGUGCCCGUUGUCAGCUGCCCGUCUGCAAGAAUGAAUAUCAUACGGAGAAUCACUCAUGACUAUGGAUGGAGUUAUGAGGUGCCUAAGGAGCGGUUUCCCGUGUUAAACAUGGGUUCUUACAACUAUCUGGGGUUCUCCAACACCACGGGGCCAUGUGCCGAUGCUGUCACCGAGGCAACACGAAAAUACGGCAUCAUCUCUUACAACAGUCGGCAGGAACUAGGGACCCUGGAUAUCCAUCGAGACCUAGAUGAGCUGGUAGCAGAGUUCCUGGGAACUGAGGCAGCCAUCACUGUACCCAUGGGGUUCGCUACCAACUCCAUGAACAUGCCCUGUCUUGUCUCCAAGGGCUGCUUGAUUCUGAGUGAUGAGCUGAACCACGCAUCUCUCGUGCUUGGCAGCCGGUUAACAGGCGCAACCAUCAAGACAUUCAAACACAAUAACAUGGAAAACCUGGAGAAGCGUUUACGGGAGGCGGUGAUCCACGGCCAACCCCGCACACAUCGACCAUGGAAGAAGAUACUCAUUGUUGUCGAAGGCGUAUACAGUAUGGAAGGAUCAAUAGUGUGUCUACCAGAACUGAUUCGACUCAAGAAGAAGUACAAGGCAUACAUGUACCUUGACGAGGCACACAGCGUUGGGGCGAUGGGGCCGCAUGGACGUGGGGUAGUCGACUACUUCGGACUCAACCCACGGGACAUUGACAUCAUGAUGGGGACCUUCACAAAGAGUUUUGGGGCUGCUGGGGGCUACAUCGGUGGAUCAAAGGCAUUGAUAAAUCACCUACGUCUUACAUCACACAUGUCAGUGUACUCGCCAGCAACCCAGCCCCCUGUGGUACAGCAGGUGCUCUCCUCAAUGAAGAUCAUUAUGGGCAAGGACGGCACACUUGAAGGCAAGCGUCGCAUUCAGCAGUUAAAAUGGAAUUGUCGAUACUUCCGACGCAAUCUUCAUGAGCGAGGCUACAUAAUAUACGGAAACAAGGAUUCACCAGUCGUGCCAUUACUCAUCUUUAUGCCAACAAAGAUGGCAGCAUUUAGUCGGGAGUGUAUAAGACGUGGACUUGGUGUAACUGUCGUUGGUUUUCCGGCUACACCCCUCUCAAAGACUCGGGCCCGAUUCUGUCUUUCCGCUGCACACACCAAGGAAGAUAUUGAUGAAGCGUUGAAGACAAUUGACACGGUUGGCGACCUGCUUCGUCUGCGUUACGCCCGUUCGCCCGUCCCAGACUUCAGUGAAAAGGAAAUUGAUCUCAUACCUUAAACAAUCAUCACAUCACAGACCUUUUUGAUAGUAAUCCAUGGUCGACUAGAUUCUGUAUGUGAGCUCAGCCAAAUAGAUACUCCUGUAGGAGAGGGGAGAAUUAUGGAUCUGAAGCAUAUACUGUGUACUCCAGAAGAAACUCCCACUUUCCUUGUUACUCUGCAGAUUUUUGUCAUCGUGACCAUGUAUUCAACAUACGUCCAAUUUCGUGUACUUUUCACAAGGACUUGGUCAAAAAUAUUUAUAAAGGUAUCCGAAAACUAGUGCAGACCUUUGAAAGGUCAUAUUUGUACAGAAAUCUGUAACACAUACAUGGCUAUUGAUCUUUACCAAAUUUUCCAGCAAGACCAGGCAGAUGAUGAUUUACAUGGAAACCAAUUGGUAUUCCUUACUGUAAAACAAAUUAAUGUUUUGUUCAUAAUAUAUAAUACAUUGAAAUUUAAAGGCCAGUUGCCUCAUUAGCUAUGCUUGACUUUUUGUACCAGUAAAAUAUGCUUGUCGCGAUUAAUAUGUAAACCAUAAAGUCGUGUAUUUUAUACUUCCUAUUAAUGUCACAGACUGGCAGCCAUUUAAGAAGUUGUUGUUCUGUAAAGAAGAAAUGGAAAGAAAAAGAAUUAUAUGGGACUAUGGCUCUAUUUUUCCAUCCAGCAUGGUCACACUACUUUUUAUAGAGAAUGAAUCUCUUAAAAGAUCAUUAAACAACUAAAGAAUUUACCAACAAUUGUUUUCUUAAGAAAGUAUAACAUUCAGACAUACAGGUAAAAGUUUUGGAUGUGAAAAAGAUCUGUUAGGGCUAUUCCAGUAAAACAUAUAACCCACG
Mya arenaria is the source of this 2477-nucleotide messenger RNA. RefSeq names its product serine palmitoyltransferase 2-like. Gene Ontology annotation, biological process: ceramide biosynthetic process; sphingosine biosynthetic process. Gene Ontology annotation, molecular function: pyridoxal phosphate binding; serine C-palmitoyltransferase activity. NCBI's taxonomy places the organism in Eukaryota, Metazoa, Mollusca, Bivalvia, Myida, Myidae. Gene Ontology annotation, cellular component: serine palmitoyltransferase complex. Bases 26 to 1657 code for a protein of 543 amino acids. The transcript has 13 exons. The record is from RefSeq and is a predicted model, not a curated record.